Messenger RNA from Paraglomus occultum, 1047 nucleotides. Lineage: Eukaryota; Fungi; Glomeromycota; Glomeromycetes; Paraglomerales; Paraglomeraceae. The record is from the annotation of a GenBank genome assembly.
AUGAGCGCUCUAGAUACCCAUCAAGUUAACACUAAACGCCGUCUCAAAAUAGACAUCCACACCCAUAUUCUGCCGAAACAUUGGCCUGAUUUGAAGAGAAAAUACGGGUACGGCGGAUGGAUACAACUAGAUCACUAUGAACAAGGAAAAGCACGAAUGCUUCUUGACGGAAAAAACUUUAGAGAGAUAGGUUGCAACUGUUGGUCAGCAGACGAAAGAGUACGAGAGUGCGACAUUGCUGGAGUCGAUGUACAGGUUCUCUCAACGGUUCCUGUAAUGUUUUCCUACUCAGCCAAGCCUCAGCAUACUCUCGAUCUUGCUCGAUAUCUCAACGAUCACAUUGCACAAGUAUGUGCCGAGGACCCUAAACGGUUCGUCGGAUUAGGCACAUUACCCAUGCAAGCCCCUGAAUUGGCAGUAGAGGAAUUGAGAAGAUGUAUUAUUGAUUUAGGAUUGGUGGGAAUACAGAUAGGAAGCCACAUUAAUGAUUGGAAUUUAGAUGCUCCAGAACUGGAACCUAUCUGGGAGGCAUGCGAAGAACUCAAUGCUGCGGUCUUUGUGCAUCCAUGGGCUAGUCGGCAUGGUAACCCGUCACCCUCUCCAUGUGAAACAACGAUAGCCAUCUGCUCCCUGAUAUUCGGUGGUGUACUCGAACGCCAUCCUCGAUUAAAAGUCGCUUUUGCUCACGGUGGAGGAUCCUUUCCGGCUACGCUUGGGCGUAUCAUUCACGGAUUCAAUGUCAGGCCUGACUUGUGCGCAGUGAGGAUAAAAAAAAAUCCCUUGUAUGAUGAAGAAUAUAUCAACCGAAUCUACGUUGACUCUUUAGUGCAUGACGAAGACACCCUCCAAUUUCUAGUAAAGAAGAUGGGCAUUGAUCGUAUUAUGCUCGGAAGUGAUUAUCCGUUCCCUCUUGGUGAGCAUUGUCCAGGUAAACUAAUCGAUCAAUGUGAUUGGCUGAGUGAAGAAGACAAGGAAAAGUUGCUGGGGAUAAACACAUUGAAAUUCUUAAAUAUUGAACAUAAGAAAGAUUUGUUUUUGAGGAAAUAA